This is a messenger RNA of Helobdella robusta, 450 nucleotides long. RefSeq lists its product as hypothetical. The transcript has 6 exons. Lineage: Eukaryota; Metazoa; Annelida; Clitellata; Rhynchobdellida; Glossiphoniidae. The coding region runs from base 1 to 450 and encodes 149 amino acids. The record is from RefSeq and is a predicted model, not a curated record.
AUGAAAAUCAGAUCAGGCAUUCUGCCUCGCUUGAAGCAGUUGAAGCUUCCGGAGGAGUUCAUCGUGGAAGAUCAGAAUGGUUGUGAUGUCACGCUACGUUCGUUCAUUCAGUGUCAAAGAAUGCACGCCUGCCUGGGGCUAAAGCUUCCAGAGGAGUUCAUCAUGGAAGAUGUCAGGCUACUUUCAUUCAUUCAGAGGCAAAGAAUGCACGCCUGGCUGGGAUACGUUUUAUUCUUUUGUCUCUGUAAUUUAACAAUAAGCAUGGCACCAGUUUUGGAGGACAACGUAGGAACCGAACCGCAUUCAACAUUCUGCCUUUGUCGAAUGGACGACGGAAAAAUCAGCGCGUUGGCUGUUCGACUGACAAUCAGAAGUUCGGAUGAAAUCAUGUGUGCCGACCAGAUGAUGGUGGCAUUCAACAUUCUGCCUUUGUCGAAUGGACGAAAGUAA